UUUUUGCCAACCGCUAAUAAACCUCAGAAGAAGAAGAAGAAGAAGAAGAAGAAGAAGAAGAAGGGGCAGCGCUGCAUUACGGCAGUGCCAUGAAAACAAGACCCACGUGGUAUGCAGAUAAAAGCUUUAGCGCUUAUUAUUUAAUUUCUCUCUUUACCAAUACUUUUAUGUUCAGACUUAUUAAUCAGCUGCAGGAACAUCGCAUUCCUAAAAGCGCCUGUCAAGAGUACUUAAAUCCUUUAAACCUGUAUUACAUCAAAUCAGCCUCGCUUGCUAUAACGCAUGACGGUUCCGCUGGGAUACUUUACUUAGUUUAAAAAAACAUGGAUUUCACGAGCGAAGACGACAUAACGCAGAUUCAGUCGCCGAACACGCAGCGGAUCGUACCGCUAGAGAAGUUUGUAGAUCUUGACCCGAGCGCGGAGCUGUUCUUCGAAACUCCUCCACCUGAUGACGUCAGACCUGUUAGCAGCACCUUUGAGAACAGAGAUGCUUCAUCCCACAAGACACCGUCAGACAGUGACUCUGGUGAAAGUCUGUUUUUAACACAGUCUGUAACUUCAGCGGUCAGAACUGUAAGGCGACGCAAAUCAACAGAUAGACCAGAGUCCAUCGCCAAUGAUGAUUCUUCUGAAGAGAGUGAAAGGAACAGCAGGAGAGGUUCAGAGGAUCAAGCCACUGAAUCUGAGGAGGGAAGUGGAGGUCACCGUCAGCAUACAGAGCUCCCAAAAAAAGGAAAAAGCUCUGGACCAUCCGGUUCAAAGCACAUUCAACACCCUAAAAGAGCACUUUUUCCAUUUUUAUUGAAGCAAAAAAGAAGACAGCGCCUGUCCCUAAAGAAGCACCAAAUUCUAGAGAACUCAGAAAUUGGAGGGUUCCUCAAAUGCAUAAAGAAAUUUGAGAAGGGUUAUAUGAAUACAGGAAUAACACUCAGUUCAUGGAUGUUGGAGCCUGAGCUAAACAGUGACUCAGAAGUGGAUGAGCGAAACAGUGAUCAUGAAGUCACAGUUGUGGAUAAAGCUGUUUUUGUUCCAAAAUUCAAUACAAGGCCUACACAAACAUGGCGCCCGCAAUCCAUCCUGAAGAGGAGGAAAGCUGUAAUGCCUUCAUCUCAGGUCCCUGAUCUGUUACAACCCAUAGAACAUGUGGAGGAUGAAAAACACAUCAAAAACGCGUCAAUGAUGAUCGUCAAAAGAAAAACAAAUGCUAGCUCAAAGCUCAAAAAUACUAGCCAUCUACCGCAGACCCAGAAAAAUGCAAUGAAUGAAUUUUCGCAAUCAAAAAAGAAAUGCAAAGCAGCAGCCAAAAAACACUCUGUUUGUUCCUCCAAGUCUCUUAGUGUCCCUCUCCUUAAGGAACCUGAGGUGCAGCAGAUUCUCUCAGAGCUCUCAGAUUCUGCUCAUUUGCGACAACCACUUAUUCAGCAGAUCAUAAGUUCUGCUGUGAACUCUGGUGUUAAAGCUUCAGAUGGAGGUCAUUUGUGGGUAAUUGAGGAGACACAGAGACUGAACUCUGUAGAGGCAUUUACAGAAGCAGCGACUGAUAUGAUGCAAGUGAGGUCUAGAGCACAAAGCAAUUCCUGCUCUCCACCCCAAGGGGGAGACAUUUCAGUACAUAAUGAUACUCAAUAUACUGAUGAUAACAGUGAAAUCGGCUCUCUGGAUUUAUACAUGCCAUUAGAUAAUGUGAUCAAGGUAAAAAAGACAGACAGACUGGAUAAAUUUGUCAGUGCAGAAGUUGCUGUGUGUGCUAGCAGCACCAAACACUCUGAAUCCCAAGAGACCAGCCAGAAUUCUGUGGAGCCACAUACUGAACUGCUCUCUGAAAUCAAUUGCCAAAGUAAAAGAAGAAAAAAAUGGUCACUGUCUCAUAAAGAUAUUGAAGUUACACAUGUAGAGGAAACCACAGAGACACAACCAGCAACUGGUCAUUUACUACUAGCUAAUGAACCAAUAAGAGAUGUUUCCUCAAAUUUCUGUGAACAUGUUCUUGUGGACAGAAAAGGGGCAACGGUAGAGAUACCCAUGGAAACAGAAGAUAGUCCUGUGUUUAAACACGUUGGACCGAGCUUCCUGAAAAGGAAGAAAAAGAAGGAAAUAGGAGCUACUGUCAAACGUCUAGAUUUGAUGCAUUGUGAUACAAAUGUUGAUGUGAGUCAGAAUGCGAGUUCUGCAUCUCAAGGCGAUGACAUCACUAGACUUAAAAUGACACACAGAGGCAGAAGAGAAUCAUGUGAAGUGGAGGAUAAAGGAACCAGUGAAGAGCAAAUGGCAGAAUCAGUUUCACACUCCAGCAAAUCAGCAGACUUCUUGGAGAUAAGUAAUUUAUCAGUGGUGACAGACAGCACUGUUAUCACAAAAGUUAAGAAGAAAAAGCAGAAAUUAGACAAGCAGGAGGAUAAAGAGCUUGUUUCAGGUACUCGCAGUGUUGAAAAUGUUCAGUCAAGUCAGUACGCUGGACUGAAUCAUAGUGAGUCACAAACUACCGAGUUGCCAUCCAAAAGACGAAAAAAGAAUAAUAAAGACAAAGAGAGAAAUGGAACAACAAAUGUAAAGGAAAGUAGUGCAGUAAACAAAACAUCAAACGAAACUUUGGACUGCAUUGCUUAUAGACCUGCAGAUUUGAGAGUAAAUGAUUUGAAUUAUUUUACUGAGACCAAUGAGCUUGAACAGAAUUCAGAGGAAAAUAUAGGAUUGCCCACUGUAGCUAUAUUCAAAUCAAUGAAAAAGAAGAAGAGGAAGAAAACGGAUGGGAGUGAGCAAUAUGUAUCAGUUGAUUUGGAUCUGGAUGCAAGUUCUGUGUCUCUGUUUGAUGAGGUCACCACGCUGAGAGUGUUUGCACAACAGAAGUCAACUACAGAAGAGAUAAUUGAAGAAAGGCCACAUGAUGACAGUGCAAUUGAACAUUUGGAAAGUAAUACAGCAGGUAUAAAUGUUGCCAAACACAAAAGGAAAAGUCAGAAUGUGAGUUGUUCAUUUCAAGGUGAUGACAUUGGACUGGAAAAAACUGUGUCAGACUCACAAUCGGGGAAUACAGCAGAACUUUUGGAGAAAACAAGUAAUUUAUAUGUGGUUUCAGACAGCACGGUCACCACAACGGUUAAACAGAAAAAGAAGAAAAAGCACAAAUUUAAACAGCAGGAGAAUGCAGAGCUUGAUUCAGAUACUCAUAAUGUAGAAAAUGUUUACUCAAUUGAGUCGGAAACCUCUGUUUUGCCAUCCAGAACAAAAAAGAAGAAAAAAGAUGCAACAAUUAGCCCAUCAACAGAAAAUUUGGAACAUGUUGACCAUAGACCUCCAGAAAUGAGAGCAAAUGAUUUGGUUCAGUCCUGUGAAGCCACUGAGAUCCAUCAGCUUGAGCAUAUUGAGACAUCAGAGGAAAUUCCAGGAUCACCUAGUGUAACUACAUUAAAAUCAGCAAAGAAGAGGAAGAAAAAGGAUAGGAGUGAGAAACAUCAGGGUGAAUCUGUUCAUUUGGGUUUGGAAGUGAACUCUGUGUCUUUGUUUGAUGAUGUCAUUGGUUUGAGAGCAGUGGAACAAGAGGAAGAUAUGGAUGAGAUCAUUGAAGAAAGGCCACAUGAUGACAGAGCAAUUGAACAUUUGGAAAGUAAUACAGCAGGUAGAUUACGUGUUGCAAAACGCAAAAAGAAAAGUCGGAAUGUGAGUUGUUCAUUUCAAGGUGAUGACACUGGACUUGAAAUAACAGUGUCAGACUCACAGUCUGGGAAUACAGCAGAACUCUUCGAGAAAAGUUAUUUAUCCGUAGUUUCAGACAGCACGGUUAAACAGAAAAAAAAGAAAAAGCACAAAUUAAAAGAACAGGAGAAUGCAGAGCUUGAUUCAUAUACUUGUACUGAAGAACAUUUUUACUCAGUUGAGUCUGAAACAUCUGUUUUGCCAUCCAGAAGAACAAAAAAGAAGAAAAAAGAUGCAGCGUUUAGCCCAUCAAAAGAAAGUUUGGAACACAUUAACCAUAGACCUCCAGAAAUGAGAGCAAAUGAUUUGGUUCAGUCCUGUGAAGCCACUGAGAUCCAUCAGCUUGAGCAUAUUGAGACAUCAUGGGAAAUUCCAGGAUCACCUAGUGUAACUACAUUAAAAUCAGCAAAGAAGAGGAAGAAAAAGGAUAGGAGUGAGAAACAUCAGGGUGAAUCUGUUCAUUUGGGUUUGGAAGUGAACUCUGUGUCUUUGUUUGAUGAUGUCAUUGGUUUGAGAGCAGUGGAACAAGAGGAAGAUAUGGAUGAGAUCAUUGAAGAAAGGCCACAUGAUGACAGAGCAAUUGAACAUUUGGAAAGUAAUACAGCAGGUAGAUUACGUGUUGCAAAACGCAAAAAGAAAAGUCGGAAUGUGAGUUGUUCAUUUCAAGGUGAUGACACUGGACUUGAAAUAACAGUGUCAGACUCACAGUCUGGGAAUACAGCAGAACUCUUCGAGAAAAGUUAUAUAUCCGUAGUUUCAGACAGCACGGUUAAAAAGAAAAAAAAGAAAAAGCACAAAUUAAAAGAACAGGAGAAUGCAGAGCUUGAUUCAGAUUCACAUAAAGUAGAAAAUGUUCACUCAGUUGAGUCAGAAACCUCUAUGUCCAUAGAAGCAUCAAGAAGAACAAAAAAGAAAAGACAAAGUAAUUGAAAUGACAAUGUGUGAAAAGGGAAAAAAACUAAACAAUUAGUCCAACAAAUGCAAGUUUGGACUGCAUAGCUGAUAGACCUCCAGAACUGAGAGUAAAUGAUUUGAUUCACCCCAAUGAAGACAUUGAGAUCUGUCAUCUUGAGCAUAUUCAGAAAUCAAAGAAAAUUACAGGAUGUCCAUCACCCAGUGUAACUAGAUUAAAAUCAGUGAAAAAGAAGAGAAAGGAUAAGAGAGAUUCUGUUGAUUUAGAUGUGGACAUGUGUUUUGUGUCUCGGUUUGAUGUCAAUGGGAAGCGGAGGAUAAGUCAACUACACAAGAAAUUAUCGAAGAAAGGCCAAGUGAUCUUAUUGAACAUUUGGAAAUUAAUACAGCCAUUAGCUUAAAUAUUGCUAAACGCAAAAAGAAGAGGGAAAGGUCAAAUGUAUCUAUUAAUGGCAAUUCUGACUUAAACCACUCUGUGGCAUAA
Molecule: messenger RNA, 5091 nt
Organism: Myxocyprinus asiaticus (Chinese sucker)
Lineage: Eukaryota; Metazoa; Chordata; Actinopteri; Cypriniformes; Catostomidae
Gene: pho
Product: phoenix
Exons: 5
Coding region: 324-4625 (1433 amino acids)
Biological process (GO): transcription by RNA polymerase I
Source: RefSeq, a predicted model, not a curated record